AUGCCUAAUGACGCAACUGCUAAGCGCAAGCGCUGUACAACAUCUACACGACCAUCACGUCAUACAUCGCGAUCUCAAAACCAACAAUAUAUUAUUAUCAAACGAAGAUGUGAGUUGGAUCAGAUAACCAAAAAAUGUGUGGAUCUGGGGACGCCUUCAGACACGAUUUGGCCUGGUUACAGCGCAUUACCAAUGGGAAAAAACAUCGUAUUCAACGACUAUCCACCGGGCGGGUUGCGCAAAAAGAUAUGUAGCAAUCUGUUGUCUGAAGAAGGGCUAUCUUUACUGCAAGAUCUUUUAAUCUAUGAUCUUACAAGAAGAACAACAGCAGCCGCUGGUUUAGAGCACCCAUACUUCAAGGAGCAGCCGGUGGCGAUGGAGCCGGCCAUGUUUUUGACGUUGCCCGCCCGCUGA
Molecule: messenger RNA, 414 nt
Organism: Spodoptera littoralis (African cotton leafworm)
Lineage: Eukaryota; Metazoa; Arthropoda; Insecta; Lepidoptera; Noctuidae
Source: the annotation of a GenBank genome assembly